Messenger RNA from Vigna umbellata (rice bean), 1624 nucleotides. Lineage: Eukaryota; Viridiplantae; Streptophyta; Magnoliopsida; Fabales; Fabaceae. The record is from RefSeq and is a predicted model, not a curated record.
CACAAGUACAUACUCACUCACAUAUUUGUUGAACUUCCCUUCAUUUCUAUGGCUACUCAAAACACAACCUUCGAACUUGUCAUGAAAGAUGUUGUUCUUAUCAAACCAUCAAAACCAACACCUUCCUCUAUUCUUCCUUUAUCUACCCUAGACAAUAUACCUUUCAAUAAUAGCCUAUGCCACACCCUUCAUGUAUUUCGAUCCAAAACUCAUGAUCUUGAUGAACCGGGUUGCCCAAAUCACCAACUGCUAGAUCUUGCUGAUGUGAUUAAAGCAGCAAUUUCAAAGGCUUUAUUCUAUUAUUAUCCUCUAGCAGGUAGGCUAGUAAAGCACACUGAUGGAAACUUCAUGAUCAACUGCAGUGCAGAAGGUGUUCCGUUCUUGGAGGCCAGUGCCAGUUGCAAUCUUUCUUCUCUCCAUUUCUGGGACGGCACUGACAUGCAAAAUGCAAAACACUUAGUGUUUGACCUUCCUUCUCAAAGUGAAAGUGGCUACCAAUAUCCCUUGGUGUUCAAGGUGACAACCUUUACUUGUGGAGGAUUCACCAUUGGAAUGGGGAUGUUACAUACUAUUGGAGAUGGCAUUGGAGCAUCUCAGAUCUUAAAAGCCAUCAUAGAGCUUGCAAGGGGGAAAAGUGAGCCCUCUGUGAAGCCUGUGUGGGAGAGAGAGAGGCUGAAGGGAUCAAUCACUAAACAGCCAUUGCUAUUUGAUUCAGUGGAUGAGGCCUCAGCUGCUGUUUCACCCUUUCUUCCAACCGAAAUUCUCGUGCAGGAAUGCAUUAAGGUUAACAGUGAAAGCAUCAGAAGACUGAAGAUGAGUUUGAUGAAGGAAUCAGGUGAAAACGAAAACUUCACUACUUUUGAAUCACUAGCUGCAUAUGUGUGGAGGUCUAAAUCAAGGGCCUUAAAAUUGAACUGUGAUGGGAAAGUUAAGCUGACUAUCACAGUUGGAGUGAGAAGGCACUUGCAGGAUCCUUUGCCUGAAGGGUAUUAUGGAAAUGCUAUUGUGGAUACUGACGUUGUUUUAACAGUGAGGGAACUGAAUGAAAGGCCACUACAUGAGAUCGUGAAGCUCAUAAAAGAAAGCAAGAAAGUUGCUAGUAACAGUGAUUAUGUGAGAAACUUCAUCAACACUUUAGAGACAGAAGUAACGUAUUUCAAUAUUGAAGGGAGUGGUGCAUAUACUGUGUUGACUGAUUGGAGGUACUUGGGGUUCUUGGAAAAGAUAGAUUGUGGAGUUAAAGAACUUGUGAAUACUUUACCAGUCGCUUCUGACAUGUUUGGAUCCGUUGAUUUAUGCAUUUUCUCAUCUCUUUGCAACUUGGAUUCUUCAAUGGAGGGAGGGGUUAGCAUUUUUCAGUCCCUACCAGCUGCUGCAUUGCUCAAGUUCAAGGAGGAGAUGGAAGCUCUCAGCCUUUUGAUUUGAACACUUACUAUAUAUGAAGUGAAUAAAGCAACAUGAAAUGUGUGAGAUCUGUUCAUGCCACAUUCCUUUUAGGCCUUUUGAUUUGAGCAUUUACUAUAUAUGAAGAUGAAUAAAGCAACAUGAUUUAGAUGUUAUAGAGUUGGAGUGUAAAAAAAUGAAAGCAUGAAGGAAGUCGUUCUUUCCCCCGUGGUUGUAAAGG